UAAAGAAAUUACACUUUCUUAUGUUCCAUUUUUUUAUUACAUUUUAAUGCAAUUAUUUUUUAAUAUCUUCGCUUGGGUAAAUAAUUAUAAUUAACGAAAAUAUAACUAUAUGAAUGUAGUAUAUACUUACAAUACACCUACGUCAUAAGUUUCAAUAUCCGGUUUACAACUUAACAAAGUGAAUCGGGCAUUCCCGCGCGCGCGCCAAAUUCCAUUCCGUUGCGUUCCUGUGUCGCGCGGCCAAUUACAUUAUUGAUCGUAGUUGCUGACUGGGCAUCUGAAAAAAUGAGUCUCAAAAACUCCCCGAAAAUGUCUCAGCGUGAAAAAUUCGAGCUAAUUAACUCUGAAGUGCGGUCUUUUUACGAAUAUUGUAAAGAAGCGGGGAUAAGUGAUGAGGAGAUGAGUAUAAUUUGCCGCCCAUUGACGAAUGCUGUGAGAAAGGCUUACAUCAAGAAAUGGACGAGGAUAUUUCUAGUGUUGGUGAUGGUUUUCGCGAUUGGUUACACGGUGAGCCAGACUGAUACGUUUCAGUGGCACGCGUCGGCCGUGGCUCGCAGUGUUUUGAUAAAAUUGCUGCCGAUAUGGGACUGGACCCCGCUGUAUUACAACAAGUGCUUGAUUGAAAAGUCGCAGCCACAGAAUCUGGAUAACAACAUUGUAUCGCCCACAGAUUGCAUCGCUUGUGAAGCAGUCAAAAGCAUCGUCCGCGUCUCCGACACCAGCUACAAUGAGGUGUUCAACCACCAUCUCCUCCGCGGCGCCCCCGUCAUCGUCACAGACGCGUACUACGACUGGUCCCCCUCCCCCAAACUGAACCUCACGAACCUCAUCAACAACGAUGACCGUCUUCGGGACUCUGUUCCCUGCAGGAUCCUCACUAACAUCAGAAUAGGCCGUCAACCGAUGGACCUUGAAGAAAUAGCUUCGCGUAUAACCAACACUGAAAUUCCAAGUUGGUUCGUUCACUUCCAAAACUGUGAUAUUCGUGCCGUGAAAUCCUUCAGGAUCCUUGCUCCUAGACCUUACUUCCUUUCCCCGCAUAUCCCGCCUUCCCAUUUUAACUGGCUGGUCCUAUCCAAAAACUAUGAUACUCAUCGUUAUAAGUAUUUGGAGUUGGAUGUGGGGCUAAUCAUCAUGUCUCAGUUGAAAGGGAAGAACUUCAUACAGUUAAGACCGCGGUCGCCGUGUGAAGAUGACUGUUACACGCUAAACUUCGAAUUAUUAGAGGGGGAGACCUUAGUCCUAGGCAAUUCCUUGUGGGAAUUCGAAUAUCUACCUGGAAAAGGGGAUAAUUUGGCCAUGAUCACCGAGACUGAUUGGAUUGAAUCAUGAAUCUAAGUAAAUAACGCAAUGGAUACGAUAAACGAACGAUUUUAGGUUUAAGUUGUUGGUUAUUGAAAUCGCGGAUUGUGGAAUCAGCUGAUCCGUAAAAUUUCGACAGUAUCUAAAUUUUCUAGAACCGAAAAUUUGCUUAUAGUUUUCUGAAUGAUAGCUAUUUAAUCUCAUAAUCUAAAUUAAUGAAGUAUGUUCAAAGAUAUCGUUGUUUAGAUUUAAAAAGAAGUUCCGGUUUUGAUCAAAAAGUCUGAAUCAGACAUUUAUUUUUCAGCAGGUAUUUAAUAAACGAAAUUUUCUGGCUUAUUAGCCAGAAACUAAUACUGACAUAAACUAUGAUCAAAAAGCAAACAAGCAAAAAUUAAAACAAAACAAACACAAAAUAAAACAUUCAAUAAACGCCGGCAGUCGCCUUGAUACGUUCGAAACAGCUAUCAUUAGUUCCAAGGACGCAUAGCCCGACGCUUUAGAAAGUUGGUUCUGCAAUCCGCACAGAUAUAUUUAAGAGUAUAUAAAGUUAUUUAAUGUUAUUAGCGAAUGGGACAGUGGCAUAACAAUGAAUUCGCAUAUUGCAUCAAAAUAUGUGAAGCGAAAUGGCAUUGUGGCGCGGCAAUCAAGUUCCGGUGCCACCUGGUAAAGCAAGUCCGCGAUUGCCGGAUUUAUAGUUCUUAAGUAUAAACCACUCAAUUUCUGGGUAGUAAUAAAACAUCCUAAGAUUAUGUACACAAUUGUAAUAAUAUUAAAUUUUACCAUCAUUGGGUUCGAAACGUCUAUUGUUGGAACCAAUGUUGGUCACAAUUUGUAGGUGCAAAAUUUGGAUAUAUGCGAAUUAUGCCAAGCUAAUCAUCACUAUGGGCUAUUGUUAUGCCACUGCGAGAAUGCCAAGUACAAAAAAUGUUUUUCCUACGUAAAAGAUGCGUGUUGCGUAUAGCGUGAUAAAUAGGAUCACUGCCCUCUCAAUAUUUACAAAGACUCAGUAUUUAGUGUGAUGACCAUACAUUUCACAAUUUGCUACUUAUUAAUAACAUAAUAGAGUCAGCCAAAUCAUAAAUCGUGCUAAGAUAAAGUUGACUCUCUGGAUAUAUUAGAAUUAACUAAAUCGUCGAAAUGCUUCCCUCUUGCAAGAUUUAAAGGUAAUUCGUCUGCAUAAGUUCAAAUUGUGAAAGUUAUAGCUCUGAAAAGAAAAUGUCGAAUUCUUAAUAAAAUAUCAAGAAAACAGUGAUUCUAUGUAAAGCUUUUGAUGGUAAAACCGAAAA
Manduca sexta (tobacco hornworm) is the source of this 2588-nucleotide messenger RNA. RefSeq lists its product as uncharacterized. The transcript is spliced from 3 exons. The coding region runs from base 286 to 1332 and encodes 348 amino acids. Lineage: Eukaryota; Metazoa; Arthropoda; Insecta; Lepidoptera; Sphingidae. The record is from RefSeq and is a predicted model, not a curated record.